This is a messenger RNA of Geodia barretti, 936 nucleotides long. The record is from the annotation of a GenBank genome assembly. NCBI's taxonomy places the organism in Eukaryota, Metazoa, Porifera, Demospongiae, Tetractinellida, Geodiidae.
UACGUGUACGUGCGUGCUCGCUCAGCAGACUUCGCACUCUGAGAAGCACUCAAGGGGCGCACAUCGUCUCCAAAGUUGUUAUGACCCAGAAAUCUCACUGCAUCAACAUCAUCCACUACCUUAGAGCCACUUUCCUCGAUUUUGCCACCGCUGCCACCGCUAUCAUGUCUUCUACCGCCUCUCCAGACGAGACCAGGAGUCGCACCCUGGGUGAAGCCGUGCAGUACGCCCUCCAAAACCCGGUCAAAUUCGUCGCUCUAGCCACUCUGAUUGUCACCGGAGCCGUACCGCUGGGCGCCUUCGUGCUAUACGCCGCUGGAACCGUCGUGUGUACCGCCAUCGCCGCCAUAGUGUUGGACCUGGCACUGCUCACUUUCGGGGCGUUCGGCCUCGCCCUGGCUCUCUGCUUCGCGCUGUGCAUCUCUGGCGGGGUGGCGGGCCUCUUUUCCGUCGUCUAUUUCGGCUACAGGGCGGCGUUGGGGAGCGUCAACCAAGCCAGAGCCCGCCUCGCUCCCUCCACCGUCGCCUCGUCUUCCCUCGCCUCCGAGGACGCCGGCGAGGCGUUUGACAAGAGCAAGAACAAGUUGACACCACCAGAAGCAGUCGUGCAGGAUCUGGUAACCAGUCUGGCGACAUUCCUGGACUACAUGUCGAGUCUGACAGGUCGCGUCAGAUGGUACACCAACAUCACCACUUCCACCACAGCCAACAGCGCGGCAGCUGACGUGCCAGCUAUUGAGGAAGAAGAGUGGUACAGUAGCUUAUGGAGAAGCUCCCUAACUGUUUUUGUACUCGCUGCCGCCAUUUCCUUCAUGUCCUACGCUGUGCUAGUAACUACAUACAUUGUCAUUCAUUUCACCUGAAGUCAGCCUCCUAUACAUUUGUGUGUCAGUGUUUCAGCCUCAAAUUUUAUUAUUGCUACAUGAACCGUGUAUA